CUUAGCGCGAGACUAGGAGAACAGUGGGGAGGUGAGAAAAACGCACGAGCUGUUCACCUGCUAAAAACCAAGCCGGAAAAAGUUUAAAAAUGGAAAUAUGAAAACUGUCUGACACCAGCAUAAUACAGAAGAUCUGUCAUCUCCCUAUCCCCAGAAAGAGCACAAUGCUGACUCUACCGUUUGAGGAUGCUGUCAUAAUAGACACUCAGUUUGGGCCAAACUUUCCACGGGACUGCGUGGGUGAAAUGAAGGUCAAUAAACAAGAACCGUUAAAAAACGAGACGAUGAACGACGAGGAUUCGGAAAAGGAUGAAGAUGAAAGGGAGGACGGACAGGACGAGAACGGUUUGCCUCGGAGGAGAGGGCCUCGGAAAAAGAAAAUGAGCAAAGCGCGUGUCGACAGGGUGAAGCUGAGACGCAUGGAGGCCAACGCGCGGGAGAGGAACCGAAUGCACGGACUGAACAACGCACUGGACAGCCUGCGCAAGGUGGUUCCCUGCUACUCCAAAACGCAGAAACUGUCGAAAAUUGAGACCCUGCGACUCGCCAAGAACUACAUCUGGGCGCUUUCGGAGAUCCUGAGCACAGGGAAGAGGCCUGACCUCUUGGCCUUCGUGCAGACUCUGUGCAAGGGGCUCUCCCAGCCCACCACCAACUUAGUGGCCGGAUGUCUCCAGCUGAACGCGAGGAACUUAAUCACGGAUCAGAUAAACGGGGAGGCGUCUUUCUCUGGCAGGUCACCUUACGACUCAAUGUACACGACCUACCACAGCCCUGGUGUGGUGACGCCCUCUGGACACGGUAGUGGCGCUGUAGACGCCGUCAACCCCUUCAGGCCGUUCAACUACUGCAGCUCCUACGAGUCUUUCUACGAGAGCGUCUCGCCGGAAUGCGGGAGUCCUCAGUUCGACGCCCCCCUGAGUCCUCCUAUGAACUUCAACGGUAUAUUUUCCCUCAAGCACGAGGACCCGAUCGAUUAUGGCAAGAGCUGCCACUAUGGCACGCGUUAUUGCGCGGUGCCGCCGCGCACCUCCAUCAGCCAGAGCGCAAGAGGCUCCUCGGAUCUCCAUUUCCCCUAUGACAUUCACCUCCGCGGCCAAUUUUACCCGGGUCAAGAUGAAUUAAACACGACUUUUCAUAAUUAAUGAGAGAAAGUCAAAUAGGGUGAGACUAUAGGGUGAUGACUGAAGAAAAGAAAAAGAAAAAAAAUGCAGGACUUUCAGUCGCAUUACAACAACGUAUUAUUCGUAUUAUUUAUAUAGCAGCCCGUCUCUCUGGGUAGGACCUUGGGUCUUAUGUUUUAUUGUUUAUCCUUUGUACUUGGAAAAUGUGCUACAGAAAACACAAUGUUCCUAAAUGAAUUGGUUUUUAUUGGUUUUAAACUAUCCGACAAAUUGUUUGGUUUGUUAUGCUUUGUUUUCGGUGAAAUUUAAUGUAUAUGCUAAUCUUUUAUACGCCCACAUCGGACUGUACAGAGGCAGUUCAAAAUCUCUUUAAGAUGUCAGUCAUGUAUUUGCGAUGAGUAUUCAGUCAAAACCGAGAGCAAUAACUGCUAAGGGUGCUAUGCAAACACAUCGUCCCUUCAAAGUCUAUAAUUCUCGAAUUGACCCGCUGAUUUAUCCACACAAUGUUCGCACAAAGUUUUUAAAAUAUUGUUGGAAAAAAAAGACUUAAAGGGUAUUAGUUAAUCAUUUUGUACCACAUAGGCAACAUUUGUUUAUUCGUUCGUUAAAUGUAAUAAUAACAUUAAUUUUAUCUAUUUGCUUAUUUUCAUAAUUACAAAAGUUUCGUGAUGUUUUACACAGGACACUACUUAUAUGUUGUUAAAUAAAUUGAUUCAGCCAUUGGUUAUUACUGAUUGUGAUUUCAAGAAUGAUACUAAUAGUAAUAAUGGUAAUAAUAAUAAUAAUAAUAAUAAUAAUAAUAAUAAUAAUAAUAAUAAUAAUAAUAAUAAUAAUAACUAUUUAAUAUUUGACUCAAUGAAAAGGUAAUGACUCAAUCUAUGUAUUUUGAAACAAAAUAUGAUAGGCUAUCAAAUACAAUGGCUAUGAAUGUAAUAAUAAAAAACGAAAUAAUUACGGUAUAUAUUAAUUAAAGAUUAAUUUGUUUGUUUCAUUCAUUCGAGUGUAAUUUAAAUGUAUAUAUGCGGACAAUCACGUUUUGAACUUUUCAGUUUCCAAAUAUUAACUCACAUUCACACAAAUCACAUUGAUCUGUAUGCGCAUAAUUUUACUAAAGGAUGAUAUAAAGAAAAACCCAACACAACAAUGUAAUUGCAUUAAGCAACAUGUUGUUUGACAGCUCUGUCUUUUCGACAUCGAUAUAAUAUUGGUGGCACAUUGCUCUGAACAAUCGAUCAAGCAAAUGCAUCUGAAGCAUGUACAGAUCUCAAAGAGAAAGAUGUGUCCUGUUUAGUGAACUCAUGUCAUGGGAAUACUUGCCUUAAUAUAUUUGCUACACAUCAUUUAUGCAAUGUAUAAUGGACGUCUUCAGUGGUGGAUUCGUGAAUUCUGAUUUUUCUCACCAAAAGUUUGUGAGAUUUGUUUUUGUGCAAAAAUGACUGAAUGCACUGAAACUGGUCAUGUGCCGAUUUGUACACUGUCAAGCUGUUUUGUACAGUAAAAUAAAGUUUAAUUAAAUACA
Molecule: messenger RNA, 2643 nt
Organism: Myxocyprinus asiaticus (Chinese sucker)
Lineage: Eukaryota; Metazoa; Chordata; Actinopteri; Cypriniformes; Catostomidae
Product: neurogenic differentiation factor 6-A
Exons: 2
Coding region: 165-1145 (326 amino acids)
Molecular function (GO): protein dimerization activity
Source: RefSeq, a predicted model, not a curated record